GCUGGUACCAUCACGUUCAACGACAAUUUUUGUUCCUGAAAUUGCUGCAUUAUUUUAGGUGUGCUGUCGGCAGAUGCCGCCUGGAUCAGUGCCCAUUUCUGCCAAACACUUUUUAAUACGCCAGCUCUGUGUUCUGAAAUGUCACAUCUGUUUGUUGGCCGCUUCCGCGGUUGUCAUAUGCCUCGCUAUACCCAGUUUCCAUCAUCUGGAGACCAUCUUGUUGGAUAGAAUUAUGGCCUAUGGUCGUAUUCCUGCCCUACUAAGUGAUUUGGUGAUGCUUGAAUCGAUGACCCUCCCCCUCGCGCUCCCCUUCUUCUUGGAUGACGAUUGGCAAGAGCUUAACAGCAUGUUCGCUGUACUUCAUCUUCCCAUGUUGCGGAAAUUCACUCUGGUAGGGGCGCCGGAGACACCGCAAGUUGAUUGUCUUUCGGCGAUGCUAGCAGUUGCAUCUUUCCGGGAGCCUUUGACACACCGCUGAGAAACGUUUAUAUGAACAAUAUUGCGCCGUUGCUCUCAAUUGUGGGAUAGGCUACUUUUCAUGGUAUCGGAAUUCGCGGCGAGUGAGGAAAUCGAAGCUACCUUUCUUGACCCAUGUAUACAUACACAUGAAGCAAUGAACUCUGUCGUGCCGGAUGCGAACCUGUGGAUUUCAGAUUACGGCGUGAUAAGAUUGUGAUGUAUCUGCAGGUGAGAGGUGUGGCUAAAGUUGAAGGUUUAUCUUCA
Molecule: messenger RNA, 723 nt
Organism: Suillus bovinus
Lineage: Eukaryota; Fungi; Basidiomycota; Agaricomycetes; Boletales; Suillaceae
Exons: 3
Coding region: 74-478 (134 amino acids)
Source: RefSeq, a predicted model, not a curated record